Messenger RNA from Pochonia chlamydosporia 170, 5079 nucleotides. Its product is annotated as transposase. Bases 1 to 5079 code for a protein of 1692 amino acids. The record is from RefSeq and is a predicted model, not a curated record. Gene Ontology annotation, molecular function: nucleic acid binding. Gene Ontology annotation, biological process: DNA integration. The transcript has a single exon. Lineage: Eukaryota; Fungi; Ascomycota; Sordariomycetes; Hypocreales; Clavicipitaceae.
AUGGCAGAAGAAGAUAGUGAUGCCUUAUCCCUCCAAGGCGAUGAAACUAUCACCGAGCCGCCUCCCUUUGACCCUGAUCUUUAUGAUCCUGACGAACCAACCACCCCCUCGAACUUCGACCUAAGGAAACCCACUGCGAAAAAGGUUAAUGACGCUAUUAGCUGGGCUACCAACUAUUACUGGGAACGCAAACGGAGCCCUCAUGAUAUAUGGCAAUGCCUUAUUGACGACUUUGCCGACUGGAACCAUAGCCAUUUUAACCGCUCGAGAAAGGCCAACCUCCGUGACUUCCGCGAUACCCUCCGUGCAAAGGGGGUCUAUAUCAGAAAGGAAGACCGGUUCCCAAUUGUUAAUGCCAUUAUGGAAGCCGUGUCUUCUCCGGGCUUCCCCACAUGGCCGGACAACGAUCCACAGCGCCCUCCACGAUCCUCCACACCCCCACCGAGUCCAUCAAUAACGAAGCCUGUCACGGCACCGACCCGAGAACGACCUAAAACAGCCCAACCAGAGGUCAUUAUAGCCCCUAAGACAGCAGUACCUACCACAACUCGCACGUCUGGAGGCGUCGAUACACCUCCCCCGGUGGUCAAUACACCACAGUCAUGGGGGUCCCUGGCUGGGGAAGGGCGAUCACCUUCUUCCUCAGACGGUGAAGUGCCCCCUGACCUACUCAGACGCCUAGACAGCCUCACCAAAGGCUAUCAGGAAAGUGACAAAUUCUCAGGCCGAGAAUAUGACUUCCUCUUGACCAAAGUCAACAUGUUUAUUGAUAAAUGCAAACGGAUUGACUAUCCGCGAGACCAGCUCGCUCGGGCCGUCCCAGUCAUGCUCACAGGACCAGCAUACCGGUACUAUCUCAACAAUCUAGCUAACAAAGGAAAAAGUUAUAACGACCUCAUCCACGCCCUCCAAAAGAGGUACGAAACAGAGGCAAUUCGAGACCGAUACCUCCGCGAGUGGGAAAGCCUUAAUCUCGCCGCGAUUGUCAACCAACAUCGUGACAAACGUCUCUCAUCCUGCCUUGAGAUCCUCACGGAGAAGAUACAACUGCUUCACCAGGGCCUCUUCCGACCUGGUGAUACGGGCUUCAAUAGCAUGAGGGAUAAGCUCAAGAUUGCCGCUUCUAAGACCCCGGCUUGCAAGGUGCCGUUAAUGAAGCCGGCAAAGACCUUUGAAGACCUUGCCGCCGAGCUCCAGCAAGCUAUCGCUGUCCACGAGGAAAUAACGCCCCAGCCAGCAGAAGUCUUUUAUACUGAUCGCGCUUUCAAACGCGGUGGAGGAAACGCCUCAAAUUAUAACCAAAAAGGGCAGUUCCUGAACCACCAGAAGAAGUGCUACGUUUGCCGCCAACCUGGCUGCUGGUCGACCAAGCAUAGCGACCAAGAACGCUCCCAAGCUCGAAAUUCCUGGCUCCAAAAGAAGCACCCAACGCCUCCAACGGCCAAGAGGUAUCAAGCGUUCCUAACUGCCUUUGAGGGUGAAGAUAACGAUGAGGAUACCGCCCUCCUUGACGAAAUGUAUAGACAGAAUUCCUUUAAUGAUGCCAACAGUGACGAUGAUGACAAUGACGAAUUCCUCCCUGUCGGCAGCAGUAACAUGUUUGCUAGUACGGGUACUAUUACCCAGAAUUUCUUAGCCACGGCAGCAAUUCCACAGCCAGUGGAAAUCCUCGCUGGUUUGAGAGACCAAGCGUUCAAGCAUGCCCUAUUGGCUGAAGAUCCCUAUUUUAUAAAAGAACCAAAAGAGACUGCUAUUUUCAUCUCUGAGGAAAGAUAUUCUGACCAUAUCUUUAGAGGCAUCCUGCCUGAUACCGGCGCCGCCGGUACAUCCAACGCAGGCAUGCCACAGGUUAGAGCCUUAAUGAGGAUAAUGCCGUCACUAAAGAUUAAAGACGCACCAGCAACAACGAUCUAUUUUGGUGCAGGAUCAGCCUUAUCAAUCGGCAUCAUUAGAGUACCAACAGUAUUCGGAAAUAUCACCUUCCAUGUACUGCCGACCGCCACUCCUUUCCUGUUCUCCAUCACAGAUAUGGAUAGGAUGUAUGUACGAUUGGAUAAUCUCACCAAUCGCCUUAUCCAAGGAGACAUCACUGUGCCUGUUAUCAGGCAAUGGGGCCAUCCCUGGUGGCUCCUCGAGCCAGCAGCUUCCGCAGCCUUCCACCUCACAGAAACGCAGCUUCGGCAACUACAUCGCCGCUUUGGACACCCGUCUGUUGAGAGACUAUCAAGAAUCUUAACAAAAGUCGGGGAAGAAUAUAGUAGUGACGUUCUUAAGCGACUGACUGAUAUCUGCCACCAUUGUCAAAUGAACGGAAGAGCCCCAAGCCGCUUUAAGUUCACCCUUCGAGAUGAUCAUGAGUUUAACCAUGAGAUUAUUGUGGACAUCUUCUUUAUUAAUGGCCAACCAGUCCUCCAUGUUAUUGACUCUGCAACUGCCUUCCAAGCUGCUAAGUUUCUUAAUAAUAAAGAACAAAAGGCAAGGGAUCUUUGGGAUGCCAUUAUGGCCUGUUGGAUUAACACGUACCUUGGGCCUCCCGAAUGGAUAGUUCAUGACGCUGGAAAGAACUUUAGCUCGGCAGAAUUCAAACAGUAUGCCAAAGGCCUGUAUAUCCGUGUUCAGGAAAUGCCAGUCGAGGCACACAAUAGUAUUGGCAAGGCAGAAAGAUAUCAUGGCCCUCUCCGCCGUGCAUAUCAGAUAAUUGACGCAGAACUUGGCGACGCUCUGACCGACGAUCAGAAGCUUCAAAUGGCUGUAAAAGCUAUAAAUGAUACAGCUGGCCCAGACGGACUCGUCCCAACACUUCUAGUCUUUGGCGCCUAUCCCAGGAUGACGGAUGAUUCGCCCCCUAGCUUUAGCGUCGUGCAGAGAGCUGAAGCUAUCCGUAAGGCAACUAGUGAAGCCAGACGAGCCCUCGCUAAGCGGCAGGUCCAAAAUGCCCUCUUAACGAGGAACGGCCCAGACACAACCCCAUUACAUACCCUUCCAUUGCAAUCCAAGGUUCGCGUUUGGAGAGAAAAGAACGGGUGGCAGGGCCCCUUUGAACUUAUUGCCGUUGAAGGCGAGACCUGCACCGUUGCUAAUGAGGCUGGAAUAACCUCGAAGUUCCGUUCCACGAUUGUACAACCCUAUCUAGAGGAUAAGGAUACAACCCCAACGGAUAACAAGCUACCCCAACAGCAGGCUGUUAACCAAGAUAAUGCUGAGGUUGCUAACGAGAGUGACGGGGAGGUUAACCAGGACGAAGAUAUCAGAGAUAGCAUUGCUGUUGCUAUCCCAACAGCAAGACGAGGCCCGGGAAGACCGCGUAAAGACCCAGAGACCAGAAGAGCUCCUUAUCAAACAUUUCCAAGAAGAGGCCCAGGAAGGCCACGUAAACGCCUUAUCGAAGAACAGUACUUCUUUAACGCCCUUGAGGACCCGCCCGAACGUACCAAGCUCCUUAAGAGCAUCAAAACAAUAGCAUUCCUGACCACGAAGGAGCAAGGAGACCGCGACCUUGCUGUCCUUCUCCGCAGUAAAGGACUCAUAAUCACCCCUGGCCAGCCGUUUGAAAUCUCAGGCCGCACUGAGAUUGAUAACUUGAUAGCCAGAGGUGUCUUUAAAUUUGAGCUUUAUGACCCUAUAAAGCAUGCUAAACUUCGCAUCUUUGACUCACGAAUGGUUAAUGAGGUCAAAGGCAAGGAUACAGCUGCCCCAUAUGAGAAAUCUCGCCUCGUCAUUCGGGGAUAUAAUGACGAGGGUAAAGCCUUCAUUUUGACGCAAUCACCAACAAUACAACGAGCCAGCCAACGGCUUAUGAUUGCACUCGCGCCCUCUCUCUUCCAACGAGGAAUUAUCCUCUGGAUAAGGGAUAUUACCCAAGCCUAUGUGCAAUCUCAAACACCUCUCCAAAGGACGAUUAUCGCAAAGAUUCCUGAGCAACUCCGCGGUAGAUACCCAGAAGGCACCAUCAUGGUAGUAGUUAAACCGUUAUACGGAAUACCAGAAGCCGGCACCCACUGGUGGGCGACUUAUUCCACCCACCAUCGAGAAAAGCUAAAGAUGGCGACCUCGACUUACGACCCAUGCCUGCUGAUCUCAGAAUGCGACAAGUUUGGUAUCAUUGGGAUGCAAACCGAUGACACACUUGGACUUAGUGACAAACAGUUCUCUAAUCUUGAAGAGGAAGAGCUCCAGAAGGCAGCUUUUGCAGCAAAGCCAAAGGAAGUCCUCAAGGUGGAAAAGCCACUCACUUUCAAUGGCUGCCGAAUCUCUCUUAACGCCGAUGGAAGCAUCAUGAUGACCCAGAAAGAACAGGCUUUAAAGCUUCAGAUUCCAACAACCAAUCAGGAAUAUAUUGAGCAACGAGCCCGCGGCGCAUAUCUCGCCAGUAUCUGCCAACCAGAGGCAGCCUUUGACCUUUCAGUUGCUGCCCAACAAAAGGAACCAUCUAGCGAUGACUUUAAACGUCUAGGACGCCGCAUCCAGUGGCAGAUUGAUAACCCAGGUAGAGGCCUAAAAUGUAUACCAUUUGACCUCGAUAAAGCAAAGCUUUUUGUGUUUGUUGAUGGCUCUUUUGCCAACAACGAAGAUCUGAGUUCCCAGCUGGGAUACAUUAUCGUCAUCGGUACAGAAGAAGAGACCAACAAUGGCGAAAUGCUCGUUAAAGGCAACAUCAUCACGUACUCUUCAACCAAGUCAAAGAGAGUUACGCGAAGUGCCCUAGCCUCUGAGCUUUAUAGCAUGGUUCAAGGCACAGACAUUGGAUACGCGAUAGCCUCGACUUUAAAGCUCAUCACAAAACAACUGGGAAUUCCAGACAUCCCCACGAUCCUUCUCACGGACUCGUAUUCCCUAUAUGAGUGCCUUGUUAAGCUCGGCACAACCAAAGAGAAGAGGCUCAUGAUAGAUAUCAUGGCUCUCCGACAGUCAUACGAGCGCCGCGAAGUCCAUGAAGUCAGAUGGAUCAACGGAGGAGAUAACCCGGCAGACGCGAUGACGAAAGCAUCGCCAAAUCACGCGUUGAGAACCCUUAUCGACAAGAAUAAGAUCGCGAUACGAGUGGAAGGCUGGGUAGAGAGGAAGAAGGACGAAAAGUGA